Molecule: messenger RNA, 2316 nt
Organism: Acipenser ruthenus (sterlet)
Lineage: Eukaryota; Metazoa; Chordata; Actinopteri; Acipenseriformes; Acipenseridae
Product: actin-related protein 2-like
Exons: 9
Coding region: 115-1299 (394 amino acids)
Biological process (GO): Arp2/3 complex-mediated actin nucleation
Cellular component (GO): Arp2/3 protein complex; actin cortical patch
Molecular function (GO): actin filament binding
Source: RefSeq, a predicted model, not a curated record
UGUGUCACGUCAGACAUACCGGAAGAAACCCUUUCCGGGAGCCGGGGUGGUGAUUUCCGGCUUGCUGAAGAAAGUUGAGCAGGAGAGCGCUGCAGGUUCCUGGAUUCUCAAAAAAUGGACAGCCAGGGCAGGAAAGUGGUGGUUUGUGACAAUGGAACCGGGUUUGUGAAGUGCGGUUAUGCUGGCUCCAAUUUUCCAGAGCACAUCUUUCCAGCGCUAGUGGGCAGGCCGAUCAUCAGGUCUACUGCCAAAGUGGGAAACAUCGAAAUCAAGGAUCUCAUGGUGGGAGAUGAGGCAAGUGAGCUACGCUCCAUGCUGGAAGUGAACUACCCCAUGGAGAAUGGGAUAGUCAGGAACUGGGACGACAUGAAGCACUUGUGGGACUACACGUUUGGUCCCGAGAAACUCAACAUCGACUCCAGGAACUGCAAGAUCCUUCUGACGGAGCCCCCAAUGAACCCCAUGAAGAACAGGGAGAAGAUCAUAGAGGUAAUGUUUGAAACAUACCAGUUUUCUGGGGUCUAUAUAGCUAUUCAAGCUGUACUUACGCUAUAUGCUCAAGGCUUGCUGACCGGAGUGGUUGUCGACUCUGGAGAUGGUGUAACCCACAUCUGCCCUGUCUAUGAGGGGUUCUCACUGCCUCACCUGACUAGGAGACUAGACAUUGCUGGGAGGGACAUAACCCGCUACCUCAUCAAGUUGCUUUUGCUGAGAGGAUACGCCUUCAACCACUCGGCUGAUUUUGAGACGGUUCGCAUGAUGAAAGAAAAGCUGUGUUACGUCGGCUACAACAUUGAGCAGGAACAGAAACUAGCCUUGGAGACCACUGUGCUUGUAGAGUCUUACACGCUCCCAGAUGGCAGGUUAAUAAAAGUCGGAGGAGAGCGUUUCGAAGCCCCGGAAGCUUUGUUCCAGCCUCACCUCAUCAAUGUGGAAGGAGUUGGAGUGGCUGAAUUACUCUUCAAUACUAUCCAUGCGGCUGAUAUUGAUACCAGGGCUGAGUUCUACAAGCACAUUGUUCUAUCCGGAGGCUCCACUAUGUACCCCGGGCUGCCCUCGCGACUCGAGCGGGAACUGAAACAGCUCUACCUGGAGCGUGUUCUGAAGGGAGACGUGGAGAAGCUCUCGAAAUUCAAGAUUCGCAUUGAGGACCCUCCUCGUCGUAAGCACAUGGUGUUCCUGGGUGGAGCAGUGCUGGCCGACAUCAUGAAAGACAAGGACAACUUCUGGAUGACUCGGCAGGAAUACGAGGAGAAAGGCAUGCGCGUGCUCGAGAAACUGGGAGUAACUGUUAGAUAAGCUUGGACACUUGUUAACCAUCGUUUCCCUAUGGCUUUCUUACUCCUUUUCUGCUACUUUUCCAACUCAUUCAUCCAUCUAACUUGGAAAGUCCUGUCUGUGCCCACGGCAAAGGGGAUGUGUAGAUUUCCUGGGAGAACUUUUGUUAAAUGUAUGUUUUUGCCACCAAAUUUCACAGUUUAAUUUGGCCAUUGCCCUGUAAACAAAACCACAUAAACAAAGGGCCUGUCUCUUAGAUUGUUGUAGCUACUGUAACUCCUGUAGUCUUUCUCUUUAUUAUUGUUUGCAUUUAUAGCAACAGGCUUGCUAGCUUUGUCUUCAACACACCAGGUGGUAUAUGCCUUUCUGAGUCCAAGAAGCUUGGGUGAAUAUAAAAGAUGCUCUUUAUGUAUCAUCCCAGUUAUAUUGCAUUGGCUAGUACCGUAAGAUUCACUGUUUAUGGUGUAGUUCCCUAAUAAACUGGAUCUUCCAAAGCAAUCAUUGCCAUAAAAGGCCUCUACUGCUGCACUUGAACUGUGUGAGGCUAUACAUUUUGUGAGGUGUUGGUGAUGGGGGAAGUCUUUCUUUUUUUCUCUUCCUAAACAGGUUUAUUUUAUGUCAUAAUUUUCAUUUUUAAUUUUGCUGUGCAGUACCAUUUUCUUAAGUAGAGUGCAAGAAUGUGUAGUCAUGUAAUGUACAAUCACAAAAGUGCACAAAGCUUCAGUAUACAUUGUUCUGUUUAAAAGGGACUGGGUUCCCUGGAAUAGAUGUAUUAAAUUAGUUAUAAAAAAUAAAUAAAAAAGCUGGGGGGAUGUUUGUAAUAUACAAAUAAAACCAGUGUAUGUGCCACAAAGACAUUGUAAAAGUUGGUAUUUAAGUUUCUGUUUGGCUCUCGUAUGUAUUGGAGGCACUUCAAUAAUAAAUCUUGCAUAAAUGUUUUAUCCAGUGCCAAGCGCAGUUAUUGAAACUGGAUUUUUUUUUUUUUCAUCGCGUAACUGCCUAAUGCUGAUUUAAAUAAAGCAAACUGAUUUAUAAAUA